Molecule: messenger RNA, 379 nt
Organism: Neurospora hispaniola
Lineage: Eukaryota; Fungi; Ascomycota; Sordariomycetes; Sordariales; Sordariaceae
Exons: 3
Coding region: 45-338 (97 amino acids)
Source: RefSeq, a predicted model, not a curated record
GUAUAUGCAGCUAUAUGUAGUAGGUAAUCAUACAAAAGUUUCGCAUGGUCACGUACUUGAUUUCUGUCCAAAUACUUCUUCCCGUUUCAUCGUCCAGGCUGCUCUCCAACCACUCUAUUCUAUUUUUCAGGGACUGGCAAUCACAAAGGUUUUCUGGGCCUGUGUCUCAGUCACGAAACACAAGCCGUCCCAGGGCAUUCCUGCCAAUCUCUAACAACCCGCACCCAACAAGGGGAAGCUCCAGACGACGAGAUCCGACUCGACUUUUACAGGAACGGCUGACAUUCCGUUCUACACCCGCAACUCGUCCACUGAACACCACUCAUCCAUCAUCCUAGGCCAGGUCCCGUCCUCCACCCACCCACACCACCACCACCAC